AUGCUACGACCGCUGCUCAUUCUUCUGCUGGUGGGCGCUCUGUUCCGGAAAGACUGUGAAGCACAGAGCACAACGUCGUCCUCCAACACUCUGCAGGUGGUGCUGCUGAUCGGCGGGUGGCCCGGCCCGGUUUACAGGGGCUUCUACGGGCGCUACCACGCGUUUGGACCCCCCGUUGUCUACAACCCUCGGGGAGGCGAGCGAGAGGGCCCGGUGGACUCCAGCGACCCCGGACCCGUUCUAGAGGGUGUACGUAUGGAGUCUGAUGGUUCUGAUGAGGCGCUGCCCCUGGAGGCCGAGGAGGAGGCUGACACCGAGGUCUGGGAGGACGUUCCGGUCGACCCGCUGACGGCCGUGCCCACUCUCAGAACCUCCCGGCCCGAAAGAGGCGCCGCUCACAUCGCUGGAAUCAAUGAGUCGCCGCAGCAGAGACGUGACACGAGCCACGGGCUCAGACCCGACGCUGACGGCGCCACAGCCGGACAGGACCGCGACCGCUGGAGGGGGGACACGUCCGCAGACGGAUCAGAACCAGCUGCGCGCCGCGGGGACCGGGCCGAGCAGGCUCAUCCCAGCGCGGUGGAGCUGCUGUCGGACCCCAGGGGGAGCGCCGCCGUUCGGAACCACUCUGUGAAGCCACAGCUCCCGGGGGAUUUCCUGUUUGAAGUAGCAGUAGAGGUGGACUUCAAGCAGGACUCUGACGACUCCUGGGAAAAUCAGGCCAGGUCCCUGCUGCUGCCCGUCAAGUCUCUGGUGCGUGAGAAGCUGGAAGCCGUGCGUCCGCUGCUGUCCAUGUCUCUGAAGAGAAUUAAAAGGCUCAAUGCAGGCGUGCUGUACAUCCUCUGGCUGCGUGUCGGACCGGGCCCCAGUGGCUCCCGGCUCCAGGCCUCGGUGCCCUCUGCUCUGCAGGGCCUCGUGGCCUCCAGCCUCGGGGACGCCCACAGGGAGGCUGCCGUCAUGUCUGCGUCCACUUCAGAUGUGAACGAGUGUGGGACCCAGCUGGUUCUGUGCGACGCCAACGCCGACUGCGUGAACCAUUUUGGCUCCUACUCGUGCCACUGUCGGCCCGGCUUCAGGGACGCGUCCCGGCUGGGAUCGGGGGGAACCGUGUGUGUGGACCUGAGAGGCUGCAGCUCGGGCCUGUCUCCGGAGGCCAAAGGCGUGUACGCGCUCUUCUUCCUGCUCAGCGCCUUCAUCCUGAUGCUGCUGGUGGUGGCCGCUGUGCUGUACCGCCGUCACCACCGGGGGGCGUUCAUGGUUCAGUGCCGCAGCCGCAGCAGCACGUGUGGCCCCGACCUCAACAACAACCACCACCACCCUCACCAUGACGACUACUCCUGCCCCGCUGAGACCAGCUCGCCCCCACCGCUCCCGGCCCGCGGGCCUGGCGCCGCCUGGGCCCAGGAGAAGCGGCGCCGUCCAGCCGUGGACCUGCCGCUGCUGCGCUUCAGCUCGCUGCAGCCGGCGGACGGCGCCGCGGAGACGCAGGAGAGCGGGAGGAUGUGAAGAGCCGGACGGAGCCCGAUGUCCACUGUUUGUCUGCUCCAUUAAAGUCACAGCUAAACAGCG
Messenger RNA from Betta splendens (Siamese fighting fish), 1569 nucleotides. RefSeq lists its product as uncharacterized. Gene Ontology annotation, molecular function: calcium ion binding. The coding region runs from base 1 to 1506 and encodes 501 amino acids. The record is from RefSeq and is a predicted model, not a curated record. The transcript has 9 exons. NCBI's taxonomy places the organism in Eukaryota, Metazoa, Chordata, Actinopteri, Anabantiformes, Osphronemidae.